AUGAACCUAUCAAAUAAUAAUAAUUUCAUAACAGCUGCACAAAUAUAUAAAGAGAAUAAUGACUCUUUCAAUGCUUCUUUUACUUUUAAUACCUCUGUUGAUAGUAUUGAUAGUAGUGACAGCACCAGUGAUAGUGAUGAUAUUAGUAGUAUUCUUGAGAAUGAACCUGAAACUAGCGAUGAGGAAGAUCUAAGUCUUCCUGGUGAUAUUUCGCAAGUUAAAGGUCAUACCGAGUUGAAGAAUAUUCUUAUUCAAUUUUUUGUUGCCUUAAAAAGAAAGGAUGGACAACCAUAUGCACCCACGUCAAUUCAUAAUUGUUUCUGUGGAAUUGCCCAACACCUUUUAAAUAACUCCUGUCAAGAUCCCAAGCCAAACAUAUUCGAUAAAAAUCAAUUUUUCUGUUUAUACUCAACAAUUGAUGGGAAAAUUAAGUUAGUUCAAGACACGAAUCCACAACAAGCCAAUAAAAGUGAUUCACUUACGAAUAAUAAAAUUGCUCAAAUAUUGAAUCAAGAAGAACUUUUGCAAGAUACACCUACUGCUAUCAUGUAUAGAGUUUACUUUUGGCUUUGUCUCUUGUGUGGAUUACAUGGUGUCUGGUUUUAUGAUUCUUCACUUGGACGUCAUGCUUAUAAAAAAAUGAUUAAAAAAAUAUGUGAAACAAUGGAACUAUUAGCAAAUUCUUCACGACGGCUACUUGCACCUAUUUCUAAUUCAGACAAUCAAGUACUUCAUCGAAUUCGUUCCAGAAUUACAAAACUGAGACCUUUUAAACCUUUGAUGCGUCAAAGCUAUUU
Messenger RNA from Racocetra fulgida, 797 nucleotides. NCBI's taxonomy places the organism in Eukaryota, Fungi, Glomeromycota, Glomeromycetes, Diversisporales, Gigasporaceae. The record is from the annotation of a GenBank genome assembly.